AUGGAAGUUGUGGGCUGCAAGGCAGAGGCAGGCAGUUGCACGUUGCGUCCAGGACCGGGAGCCAUGCUUUUCCACGGGAUCUCCGGGGAUCACAUCCAAGGAAUCAUGGAGGAGAUGGAGAGGAGAUCGAAAACGGACUCGCGCCUCGCGAAGGGGAUGCAGCUCAACGGUAGAGAAUCGACCAUGCCUUCUAUGAGCCCGGAGAAGCCUGCUCUGUGCGCCGGCUGCGGGGGCAAGAUCUCGGACAGGUAUUACCUGCUGGCCGUGGACAAGCAGUGGCAUCUGCGCUGUCUCAAAUGCUGUGAAUGUAAAUUAGCCUUAGAGUCGGAGCUAACGUGCUUCGCCAAGGACGGGAGUAUCUACUGCAAGGAGGACUACUACAGAAGGUUCUCCGUGCAGAGGUGCGCUCGCUGCCAUCUCGGGAUAUCCGCCUCGGAGAUGGUGAUGCGGGCCCGGGACUCCGUCUACCACCUGAGCUGCUUCACGUGCACGACGUGCAACAAGACACUGACCACAGGCGACCACUUCGGCAUGAAGGACAACCUGGUGUACUGCCGGGUCCACUUCGAGACCCUGGUCCAAGACGACUACCACCCACAGCUCAACUACGCCGAGAUGGCGGCCAAAGGCGGAGGCCUGACCCUGCCUUACUUCAACGGCACCGGCACGGCCCAGAAGGGGAGGCCGCGCAAGAGGAAGAGCCCGGCGAUGGGGAUCGAUAUAGCGAGCUAUAACACAGAACUCAGUUGUAACGAGAACGACGCCGAUCAUCUGGACCGGGACCAGCAGGCCUACCCGCCCUCGCAGAAGACCAAGCGCAUGCGCACUUCCUUCAAGCACCAUCAGCUGCGGACCAUGAAAUCUUACUUCGCCAUCAAUCACAAUCCCGACGCCAAGGACCUGAAGCAGCUGGCGCAGAAAACAGGCCUCACCAAGCGAGUUUUACAGGUUUGGUUCCAAAACGCAAGAGCCAAAUUCAGAAGGAACGUUUUGCGACAGGAGAAUGGAGGUGUUGAUAAGGCUGAUGGCGCCUCUCUCCCUCCGCCCUCAUCCGACAGUGGGGCGCUGACCCCGCCCUCCAGCGCCGCCACGCUAACAGACCUGACAAACCCCUCUAUCACUGUAGUGACCUCGGUCACCUCUAGCUUGGACAGCCAUGACUCGGGGAGCCCUUCGCAAACUACCUUGACAAACCUUUUCUAA
Lampris incognitus (smalleye Pacific opah) is the source of this 1203-nucleotide messenger RNA. RefSeq names its product LIM homeobox 9 (gene lhx9). Bases 1 to 1203 code for a protein of 400 amino acids. Gene Ontology annotation, biological process: neuron differentiation; regulation of transcription by RNA polymerase II. The record is from RefSeq and is a predicted model, not a curated record. Gene Ontology annotation, molecular function: RNA polymerase II transcription regulatory region sequence-specific DNA binding; DNA-binding transcription factor activity, RNA polymerase II-specific. Gene Ontology annotation, cellular component: nucleus. The transcript has 6 exons. NCBI's taxonomy places the organism in Eukaryota, Metazoa, Chordata, Actinopteri, Lampriformes, Lampridae.